This is a messenger RNA of Brugia malayi, 723 nucleotides long. RefSeq lists its product as uncharacterized. NCBI's taxonomy places the organism in Eukaryota, Metazoa, Nematoda, Chromadorea, Rhabditida, Onchocercidae. The coding region runs from base 1 to 723 and encodes 240 amino acids. The transcript has 7 exons. The record is from RefSeq and is a predicted model, not a curated record.
AUGGAAAUAUUUAAUAUCAUCGAAAUACUAUUGACUUUUGUGAUUCUACCGCUGGUUACUCUCAUAGCAACAUUAAUUUCUUGUGGAAAUUCACGACCAAAACAACAAGUAAGAAUGACAAAUAAUUCCCAGCAUGGAUCUAUGAAAAUGGGACAGUAUGAAAGAUUUGGAAAUUAUAAGAUCGGAAAUCAAAUCGGUUCUAAACGAUCAGCAAAAACGGAAAAAACACGCAGCACGAGAUCACGAUCGAUUGAAUCAAAUUCUAAAUCACGCAGACAGAGAAGUCUUCCAUUAAAGCAAAGUCAUCGUGCUAAACCAUUAACAUCAAAUGGAAUUAGUGCUGAGAAAUCAUCGAAAAGAAGCAAGAAAUUAGAAGACGAGCAACGUGAUCUAAAAAUGGAACCGAUCGAGUUACGUUGGAAUACAACCGGUGGUGUUCAAAAAGUCUUCAUUUCAAAUCCGACCGAUAUACGUCGAGCAAUUAAGGUGAAAUGUUCCGAUAGUAAAUUAUAUCGUGUAAAUCCUGUUUAUUCCUUCAUUGAACCAGGACAAGUAUUAGCUAUUGACAUUUUGCGCCAAAAUGGUGGCGCUAAAGUGGAUAAAAUGGUUUUCCUUGCUGCUACGGCAAAGAAACAAGAUCAGAAUCCACGGGCAAUAUUUCAAGAUAGCUUACCCAAACCAAUGAUGGUUUUACCACUAAUUGCAACCAGCAAUAAUGCAUAA